UAAAAAAAUGAAGGGCGUCUCUUUCUUUUCUUCUUUCUUCUUAUCUUUCUUUAUCUUUCUUUCUUUUCCUUAUGCUAUAUUCCAUUAUUUCUAUAUACCCGCUGCCGUCAGUAAACCUUUGUAAUCAAAAGAGGCAAAGUCAAAUGUUAACAAAGAAAUAAACCCGAAAACAACCCUCAUAUUGCUACAGCGUUUGAAAAUCGCUUGAAAGCAAGAUGUUCAAAUUCGUUAUUUCAAAGGUAUGCAUCGCGAAGCUGUCAAAUGUUUGCACUACAUAUAUUUCCCUACCUUAUUUGUAAAAAUUAUCUUCCCCUACCCGUCGGCAGUAUAGCUCCAAGUCCUUGAAAAAACCCCUUUGUCUACAUUGAAUUUCCCCCGAAUUUCAUUCCAGUAAAAUCUUGUCACACACAGUUGAGCUUCAUUCUUAUAGUUUUCCACAUUUCAAAAAUGGUCUUGUGUCGUGUUUCUUAUUUGAUGACUGGUAAAAAGAGUUUGUGCGAGUGUUCAUCUAUGGAUGACAUAUGCUUGAUCAGCAAGCUUCGUCGAAGUGUCUCGUCGAUAAAGUUCUGUUGAUUUUGGAGACGGCUGAUGGAUUUGAAGUUGAAGACGAACUCUCUUUCAGUGUCUAUGGCUUAUUUGACGACUUGAGAAAAAUAAUCGAAACGUCAGGAAGGCCCUCAACGGGAAGAACUGGAGUUGCAACAUAUUCAAUUUUUUCCGGAGGACACAAAUUUGAAUUCUGCCAUUGUAGCCGAUGCAUCCCGCGGGAUGAAACAACCAGGACUGAUUAUACUUGGAGUGGACCAAUUCUACCUUAAAUUAGAUGAGCAUGCAGUCAAACUUGGAGUUGGUUGCGUGUCAGAGGCCAUGGGAUAUGUUUUUGGGGCUUAUUUUGUGUUUAAUUGCUCAUAUCCGCCUCUGUGGCACAUGGUUUUUUGUUUUUUUGGAAGAAGUUGUAAAUAUUCCUAAAGAACUUAGGAGCGCAAUAUCUUCAAUCACCAUUAGAAAUUUCGUGUCAAAACUUUUCAAAGUAUCCAAUUAGUUAGCAAUGUUUUAAGUUGGAACUGGGAAAAUACAAUGUCUUUG
This is a messenger RNA of Daphnia pulex (common water flea), 1086 nucleotides long. RefSeq lists its product as uncharacterized. The transcript has 4 exons. The coding region runs from base 522 to 818 and encodes 98 amino acids. NCBI's taxonomy places the organism in Eukaryota, Metazoa, Arthropoda, Branchiopoda, Diplostraca, Daphniidae. The record is from RefSeq and is a predicted model, not a curated record.